UUUCACUCGCUACACUCUGUGCAUUGAUUUCGCUGUGUUACGUGUAGUGAUUCUGGUAGACGCAGUGUUUUGAGCAGCGGAAAUGGCCCUUAAGAUCGUGUUAGUGGCGCUGACGCUCGUUGCGUGUACGCAUGGCAGAUUUUUCACUUUCCUGAGACCAGUCAAAAGCGUGGAUUCUCACCCAGCAGCCUCAGUGCCUGCGCAGCCCAGGCUUGGCUUCGACCACCACCACAUAACCGAGGACGAACACGUCGACUAUUAUGCGUAUCCCAAAUACGUGUUCAAGUACGGCGUGAACGACUUCCAUACCGGCGACAUCAAGACCCACCACGAGACAAGAGAUGGUGAUGUUGUUAAAGGUCAAUACACGGUGGUGGAACCUGACGGCUCCAUUAGGACCGUGGACUACACGGCAGACAAGCACAACGGGUUCAACGCCGUAGUUCACAAGACCGCGCCCAUCUCACAACACGAGGCCGCUCACCUCCAUUCCUAGGUUACUUUAGGUUCUAUUCUCAAGCUCCAGCAAAAAUAUUUCAUCCACAGAUUUAACUAAAGCCUGACUGAAGGGUGAAGCAAGUGGGUGCGUCUGUGUAACUUGUAGCUUGACACCCUGCCUGUUCACAAAUCAGACAUAAUCAUUACUUGCCUCUUAACUUGAGUGAUGGGUGAUUUGGCUUGAAGAUUGCACAUUUUUAUUUCUUCAUAACUAUUCAGAAAUACUUGACAUUACUGAAAUAACUUAUAUUCUACCAGGUGUAUCUAUGCUCAAAAUAUCACUUUUUCGGAGCACAAUCUUAGUAUUUUACAUUCAGUGUGUCUCUCACUGUAUUUAUAUUGCCCUAUAUUAAAUUAUAUCCCUUAUAUUAAAUUUGUAAAUUAUAAGUAAUAUUUAAUUGCUGGACUUGAGAAGAUAAAAAGAAAAGUUAUGAAAUUUUGUGAUUUAGAAUAAUUUAAAUCGCCUGAUAGCCGGUCAAGUAUUUUUUACAUUAUAAGUGAAAAUGGUUUAAAACACUGUUCCUAAAAAAAAUAAAGUGAAAUUCGCGACUAGAAACAACGCUAGUAAUAAUUAAGAUUAUUGUUGAAAGUGACUUUAAAUUUCACGAAUUGAAAAAUGUAAAUUUUACUGACCUCGUUAUUUUCAGAAUUUGUUUAUUUAUACUUACUUGUUGUUGAGUAAUUUUACGAAGUACCUGAUAAUUCUAAUGUUACUUUUGUUGUAUUUUAUAGGUUUGUAAUAUUGUUGUCAAUAAAGUUGAUGGACUGAAAUAUU
Molecule: messenger RNA, 1273 nt
Organism: Plodia interpunctella (Indianmeal moth)
Lineage: Eukaryota; Metazoa; Arthropoda; Insecta; Lepidoptera; Pyralidae
Gene: CPR128
Product: cuticle protein 19-like
Exons: 4
Coding region: 83-496 (137 amino acids)
Cellular component (GO): extracellular matrix
Source: RefSeq, a predicted model, not a curated record